This is a messenger RNA of Labrus bergylta (ballan wrasse), 1474 nucleotides long. It is a transcript of the gene arl8ba, whose product is annotated as ADP-ribosylation factor-like 8Ba. Gene Ontology annotation, biological process: protein transport; anterograde axonal transport. Gene Ontology annotation, cellular component: lysosomal membrane. The record is from RefSeq and is a predicted model, not a curated record. NCBI's taxonomy places the organism in Eukaryota, Metazoa, Chordata, Actinopteri, Labriformes, Labridae. Gene Ontology annotation, molecular function: GTP binding; GTPase activity.
ACAGCUGCAUGCGUCCCACUUCCCUUCCUCACUGGAAAACGCCACAUCUGACAGGGAGGGAGAAACAGACACAACCACAGGGGAGUUUAAACACAGACCUCAAGAUGCUGGCACUUAUAAACCGGCUUCUGGACUGGUUCAAGUCUCUGUUUUGGAAGGAGGAGAUGGAGCUAACGCUGGUCGGUCUGCAGUACUCGGGAAAAACAACAUUUGUAAACGUGAUCGCUUCUGGGCAUUUCAGUGAAGACAUGAUCCCUACAGUCGGGUUCAACAUGAGAAAGGUCUCCAAAGGAAAUGUCACCAUUAAGAUCUGGGACAUAGGAGGCCAGCCAAGGUUCAGAAGCAUGUGGGAGCGGUACUGUCGGGGAGUUAAUGCAAUUGUGUACAUGGUUGAUGCAGCAGAUCGAGAAAAGGUGGAGGCUUCCAGAAAUGAGCUUCAUAAUUUAUUAGACAAACCUCAGUUGCAAGGAAUUCCUGUUUUGGUACUCGGUAACAAAAGGGACCUCCCCACUGCUCUAGACGAGAAGCAGCUCAUCGAGAAAAUGAAUUUGUCAGCCAUUCAAGACAGAGAGAUCUGCUGCUACUCGAUUUCCUGCAAAGAGAAAGACAAUAUUGACAUCACACUUCAGUGGCUCAUCCAGCACUCAAAAUCCAGGAGGAGCUGAAAAUGCAGGAGUUGUUUUCCAGCUGUGUGAGCCAUGUUAUCGUCAUGCCACACCCUCAUCACUCUGCGAUGAUGUGCUGUCCUCUACAUACAUGCUGCACUGUUGUGCUUGUGCCACACACACAUUUUCCCCCUCUUUUUUUUUUUUAAACCAUGUGAUGUUUUCACAAACCCCAAAGAAUGCACUACUAAAAAUGUGAUUCUGAGACCAAAUUUUGGAAACACAAUUGGCAUUAUCAGCCUUCAAAGCUGUAUUCUACUUAAACGUGCAGUAAAAACCUAAUUGUCAGUCUACCUUUUAUCAAAUCAAAUAUUCUUUUGUUUUAAAACAGUCAGGCAUAAUGCUGUUUAGGACACGCAGGUUUUCAUUCCUGUCGACUGACUGUCAACUUUUGCUAGAUAAUGUUUUCUUCUUUCAAGGACACAUCUAUUGUUAUAGAAAAAUGAUGCAUUAUAGAAAGUAAUUUGAUGCAAGUCUGUACAAAUAUCAAGCUAGUAUGAUUUUUACUGAUGUGAGAUGUGUGUGUAUGAAUAUAUGAUUCUAUUUAAAGUUUGAAUGUACUAGACGUAAAACUGUACAGGAUUGUGUGGUUCAUGUUGGCCCCUGUUUGUCAGCAGCCUCGGUGGAAUGAUGUCCCUUUUAGCUGCCUGGAGGCUGAGAGAGCAGCAGAAUACCAAGUGCCUUUUGCAAUGUCUCUCACCUCUGAAGUGAAGCAAAGCAGCGUGCAAGGUGUGCCUAACUGAGUCGAUUAAACAAAAAAACACCACUUCAGUAUAUACAAGAAAUAAAUAGGCAUGCUUUUUAAUUUA